This is a messenger RNA of Betta splendens (Siamese fighting fish), 2535 nucleotides long. It is a transcript of the gene swap70b, whose product is annotated as switching B cell complex subunit SWAP70b. The record is from RefSeq and is a predicted model, not a curated record. Gene Ontology annotation, cellular component: nucleus; cytoplasm. The transcript has 12 exons. NCBI's taxonomy places the organism in Eukaryota, Metazoa, Chordata, Actinopteri, Anabantiformes, Osphronemidae. The coding region runs from base 116 to 1894 and encodes 592 amino acids.
UGCUGCUCGGAUCCUCCGACUCUGCGCGUCACGUGACUCUUCCUCUUCGAGGCGAGCGCUCUCAGAUGCGGAGCAGAGGAAGAGUCGGACGCGAGGUCGGGCUCAGCUCAGCACCAUGGCUCUGCGGGACGAACUGCGGGGCGAACUGCUCAAGUCCAUCUGGCACGCGUUCACCGCCCUGGACGUGGAUCAAUGCGGAAAAGUCUCCAAAUCUCAGCUGAAGGUGCUGUCACACAACUUAUGUACGGUGAUGAAAAUCCCCCACGACCCCGUGGCGCUGGAGGAGCAUUUCAAAGACGACGACGAGGGUCCGGUGUCGACGCAGGGCUACAUGCCGUACCUGAACAAGUUCAUCCUGGAUAAGGUCACGGAGAAGUUCAACCGGCAGGACUUCGACAGGAUUUGCUGGUUGCUGUGCUCCAGGAAAAACCUGCCUCCAGGUCGUCUGCUCAUCAGCAGCGACGACGCCUUCAAGAUCUGGUGCAUCUUCAACUUCCUGUCUGAGGACCGGUACCCGCUGAUCAUGGUCACGGAGGAGAUCGAGUACUUCCUCCGUAAGCUGACCGAGGCCAUGGGGGGCAGCUGGGUGGAGGAGCGCUUCGAGGACUACAGGCUGGAGCUCCACUCCAAGCAGCAGUGUCUGAACGCGUGGGAGCUCAUCGCGCUGGUGGGCUCCGGCCACUUCAGCAAAGGCAUGGACGGCCAGACGCUGUCCAUGGCCGUGGGCGAGGUCUACCAGGAGCUCAUCCUGGACGUGCUCAAGCAGGGCUACUUGAUGAAGAAGGGCCACAAGAGGAAGAACUGGACCGAGCGCUGGUUCGUGCUCAUGCCCAACUCCAUCUCCUACUACGUGGCUGAGGACCGGGCCGAGAAGAAGGGCGACAUCGUACUGGACGGCAACUGCAGCGUGGAGCCUCUACAAGACAAAGACGGGAAGAAGUGUCUCUUCUUCAUCAAGUCGUCACUAAAAGGUUUUGAGAUCAGCGCUUCGGACAAGAAGAAAAAGCAGGAGUGGAUGCAGGCCAUCCAGAACUGUGUGACUGUGCUGCGUCAGGGCCGCGCGGCGCCGCACCGCGAGGCCCGGCAGAAGCGCCGGGACCAGCGUCAGAAGCAGCAGGCUGAACAGCAGGAGCUGGAGCUGAGGAUGAAGGAGCUGCAAACGGCCAACGAAGCCAAACAGCUGGAGCUGGAGAACAUGAGGAAGGAGCUGGAGGAAGCAGCGGCGUACGCAGCGGCCGAGGAGAAGAAGCGACUUCAGACCCAGACGGAGCUCCAGGACCGCUACAGGACGGACCUGGAGAGAGAGAAGAUGGUACGACAGCAGAUGGAGGAGCAGGUGGCCCAGAAGUCCACUGAGCUGGAGCAGUACCUGCAGCGGGUCCGUGAGCUGGAGGAGAUGUACGGGAAACUAGAGGAUGCGCUGGAGGACGAGAGACGGGCCAGACAGGACGAGGAAGCCGUCCGCCGGCUGCAGGAACGGUUACUGGAGCAGGAGGCCAAGAAGAGAGCGGAGCUGGAGCAGAUACACCUCCGGCAGCAGCGCGCCAUCUCCAAGACGGAGGCCGAGAAAGAAGAGCUGGAGAAGGAGCGCGUGGCCAAGGAGAGCGCUCUGCAGGCGGCCAUGAAGCAGCUGGAGCAGCUGGAGCAGGAGCGCAGGGGAGCCGUGGUGCAGCACCAGAACGUGAUGAGGAAGCUGGAGGACGCGACCAACAACACCAAGUCGUGGAAGCACAAGGUGGCUGAACAUGAAGGCCUGCUGCGGCUGAUUCAGCCAGGGUCCAAGCCCACUCCCAUCGUCAACAACUGGGGCAUAGCCUCCUUUUCUGAUGGAGAACUGAGCCUGAGGGAGAAGCAGUGGCAGGAGAGGAAGAACCAGGUGACCCAGGCCCAGUAGAACCGGAGGCUGUGAAGAGUCAGAGCUGCACAGACAGAAUGUAAAUAAUGCCUGUUCUCUGGGUGACACUGAACUGUAACGUAACCCUCAUAACACAGGCCUUCGAGGUCAAGGGGCAUUAAUGAAUCUAUUAACUGUAUCUCAGUGACACCAUCCCCCACAGACACGAGUCAUCGGGAAAUGCUGGAAUCUCACCCUGUAGUGAAACGCGUGGCCUAUUAACAGGAAGCGGCAAAAUCAGAUGAAAGCAAAGUGACACCAGCAGCAGGCGACACGUGGCAGUCCACUAGUUAAACACGGAGCCGGUCCAAGAACCACGCAGAACCAGUGAACCACGCAGAACCAGUAAACCACGCAAGCACAUGUUCUCAGCCUCUGCUCCUCAGUGCUCCUGCUUUUAGACCACACUGACCCUUUUACAGUCGUUUCCUCACCGAGUUGUUCUGUGUCGGUUUACAAAUGUACAGUCAGUGAUGGUUCAAAGGUUUAAAGACCAUGUAUCAUGUACUAAACCAUCUCAUCAUCAUGUUAACCUCAGCGUAACCAUCAGUGUCUUUGAUACAGUCAUGAUUUCUAUUAUGUUUUUAAAUAUGCAAAAAACUGAAUAUGUAAUAAAACAUGUUGAAGAACAGUCUUACUAA